AUGGACAGAUACCGCGCAGAGUUUUGGCGCAAAGACUUAUCCGACGUCGCGUUCUUCCGAACGGUCGCGUGUGCGCUCUGGGCGUCGUUUGGCAUGGUCGUGCCGGUACGUUUUUGUUUUCUCUUGGUCUUUUUAAAGAGUCGUUACUGUUCGGGAAAUUCAAAAUCGCUCAUUUUCCCCCUACUCGUGGUGUGUGUUCAUGGCUGA
Bathycoccus prasinos is the source of this 207-nucleotide messenger RNA. RefSeq lists its product with no specific name. The record is from RefSeq and is a predicted model, not a curated record. Bases 1 to 207 code for a protein of 68 amino acids. The transcript has a single exon. Lineage: Eukaryota; Viridiplantae; Chlorophyta; Mamiellophyceae; Mamiellales; Bathycoccaceae.